Molecule: messenger RNA, 2905 nt
Organism: Gaeumannomyces tritici R3-111a-1
Lineage: Eukaryota; Fungi; Ascomycota; Sordariomycetes; Magnaporthales; Magnaporthaceae
Exons: 3
Coding region: 430-2784 (784 amino acids)
Biological process (GO): regulation of DNA-templated transcription
Molecular function (GO): DNA-binding transcription factor activity, RNA polymerase II-specific; zinc ion binding; acetyltransferase activity
Source: RefSeq, a predicted model, not a curated record
UGUUUGUUUUUUUUUUUGUUUUUUUGGUGCUGUGCGACCUCACCCGCCCCGACCUUUGUGCAACGAGAAAAAAAGAGGGAAAGGGAAAGGCGCCAAGAGCGCUUAGGACCCAACUCAGCCGCCUUUUCUCAUUUCGCUCCAGGUCCGCCCCAGACGCCACUUUUAGGGCCUUCCGUCCUGUCCGCGCCCUUCCAACUCCCCUGGCCUGGUGCUCCGCAUUUUGCGCCGACCAAAGACCAGACACCCGCCAGAAAAAUAAGCCGGCCCUUUCCUACGUACCGACCUCGGCUUCUGGCACAGGGCUAUUUCCUACCUGCCUGCCUCGGCGGCUUUUUUUUCUUUUUCUUUCUUUCUUUUUGUCCGUUUUCUUGGCGGUGUUGCACUUCCCACAUAUAUUCUACGACGGGCGCAACUGUCGCUUGUUGAAGAAUGGCGACAUUUACCGCCCUGAAUGGGGGCUCACCCAAGGCGCCCGAAGGUGUCAACGGCAACAGUGUGCCGGCGAGGAGGAAUGGUUCCGAGGAGCGCCAGAGCAAUACCCCGGCGGCAGCAACAGCAGCAGCAACAACAAAACCUACAAUAACAGCAGCGCCGGAAGCUGGGUCUCCCACCGGCAAGGCCUCUGCGCCAGCCGGGAACGCGUCAUUGCCUUCAGUCGUCCUCACCAGACAUGAGAGGGAUCACGACCACCACCAGCCGAGCGAGGCUGAGCGCCAGCGCAGGAGUCGCUGGAUAGGGGUUCUCUCCCACCAGGAAGAACGGCCGCCUCUGUACCAGCCGACCGCCUAUCCAGGUGCUCACGAAUCUGCCCUGGCCAAGCGGAAACGCUCCCAUUCGCCUCCCAUCUCGCCUCCCUCGCCAACCGGCGGCGCUCGCGAAAUCUUCGGGCGCCGGGGAGGAUCCGAGCCUAGGGACGCGCCGCAUGCCGCACCACGUGAUCGCAACAGCCUGAGCCCUCCCAAGGUUGGCCACAACACGGAUCUCAGGAGGGCGCUUGGCCGCGAAAGCGCUCGGGACUUUGAGCGGAGCGGGAGCCGGCUAAAGUUCACCAUGAUGAGCAGCAAGGACGACAACUGGGGGCCCAACUACGAGCAGCUGCACUCGGCGGUGCCCGACUCGGCCGUCAGCGAGGUCGACCCCAUUGGCGAUCUAGUUCACUUUGAAGGCACACAGGCCGCCGACGUGGACAUGGAUGACUCCCCCGUCGCCUCUUCGUACCGUCACACCUCUUUCGUUCCCGAGCAGCGCCGUGACGGCCUCAUCCAGUCAGAUCCCAAGAAGAGGAAGCGCAACUUCAGCAAUAGGACCAAGACUGGAUGCCUCACCUGCAGGCGCCGGAAGAAGAAGUGCGACGAAGCCAAACCCGAAUGCUCCAACUGUAUCAAGGGCGGAUUCGUCUGUGCUGGAUAUCCACCCCAGCGUGGUGCCUGGCCGAGCAAGCAGGAAAGCAAGGCGACAGCAGUCCAGAUCGAGAGCAAGGACCCCAACUACAGGCCGCCAGGGGCCUAUGGCAUGGGCGGCUCCCGCGAACCCUAUGCGGCCCAGGGCCAGGGCCAGGGCCAGGGUCAGAGUCAGAACCAGGCCCAGAGCCAAGGCCAGCCCCGGAGCCAAAGUCCUGUUCAGAUCCAGAACCAAAACCAGAGGCAGAGCCAGAGUCAGAGCCCCAGCCCAAGCCCCAGCCCGAGCCCCAGCCCGAGCCAGAGCCAGGGCCAGAGGCAGCCGUCGCUGGUUCCCCAGGCGAAGCGCGAGCCGCUCCCAGCUUACCGCGGCCAGGCUCUCCGCAUACAGACACCAGUCCAGCGUCUGAUAACAGAGGAGGGCCGCCCGAUGGACUCGCUGAACUCGCCGACAGCCACUGACGGCAAGGCCCCUGCGCGCUUCCCGCCCGGCGUGGCACAGAACAUGGGGCAGUCCAUGUUGAUGACACCCGACACGGCGGGGACACCGACAAAGAACAAGAACAAGGAAUUCCCAACCACGCGCGUCCCGCCGCUGCAUGAUCUGAGCAGGACGGUCCCGGGGCCAACCAGCGCGGCCCAGCUGUCCCAGCACGGCCCGGGUCAUACGAGCCCGCCGCUCGGCCAGGUGACGAGCGGCGUGCAGGCGACGGCGCAAAUGGCGCUCUCUCACAGCUACGCGCCUUCGCCGCGAGCCCGCAGGGAGAAGGACCAGAUGCUAGGAGGCUUUGCCUUCUACCCCUACGACAAGGAGCUGAUCCUAGAGCGGGAGCGGUGCAGCAGGUCGGUGUGGCGCUUCAACAACGCCACGAACCCGGGCAACGGCGUCUCGCCCACGGAACGCGAGCGCCUCUUCCGCGAGAUUCUGCAGCCGAGCGAGGGCGUGCAGCUGUCGCAGGCCCAGGUGUCGCCCGUGACCCACACGGGCCAGCUGGGCGCUGGCUUCAUGGUCGAGGCGCCCUUCCACGCCGACUACGGCUACAACAUCAAGAUCUCGGACAACGUCGCCCUCGGCCGUAACUGCUCCAUCCACGACGCCGGCGAGGUCACCAUUGGCGCCAACACCGUCAUCAGCCCCAACGUGUGCAUCUACACCACGGACCUGCCCGUGGACCCCCGCCAGCGCAACGGCACCCGCGGCGAGCAGUCGGCCAGGCCCGUCCACAUCGAGGAGGACGUCUGGAUUGGCGCCAACGUCGUCAUCCUCCCGGGCGUCAGGAUCGGGGCCGGCUCCACCGUGGGUGCCGGAUCUCUGGUCACCAAGGACCUUCCACGCCGCUCUGUAUGCUACGGCCAGCCGGCAAAGGUCCGCAGACUACUUGCAUAAACUAUAUAUAAGUUCAAGACGGGGCUGCGGACCUCCCGACUUUGAUCAGCUAUUUGUUUUCCUCCCCCUUUUCUCUCUCUCUCUCUCACUUGAUUUAUCUUUUUUUUUUUUUAACCUGCGC